GCCUUGUUCGCACUUGGCGAGUAUUUUAGUCGAGUACCGAGUAAUUUAGUAGCUAAAUGUGUCUGAACACCAAAAAUUUAGUCGAGUAGGUUAGUAAAUAAUUUAGUCAAGUCAAUCCAUUUUGUUCUAUUUUUUCGGGCGAGUAGCGCCUCCCACCACGCGUCCUUGCUCACUGGCUCACUGACUAAACAAGUCCGAACCUGUUGAUUAGUCGAGUUCAUUAGUAGCCACAAAAAUGACGUUUCGCUGGAGCGAAGAAACAUCUUUAAAAUUUGUUUCCAAAUAUGUACACCAUGAAUGCUUGUGGAAUAUUAAGUCCCCGCAUUAUAAAAACAAGCAAAUGAAACUAUCCGCAUAUUUAGAUUUAGAAAAUACUAUGAAUAUACCCGGAUUUGGUGAAAAGGAAAUUAAAUUGAAAAUUAAAAACAUCAGAUCGACUUACUCGCAGGAGUUAAAAAAAAUAAAGGACUCCAAAAGUUCAGGCGCUGGGACCGACACGAUUUAUAUUCCUUCUGUAAAAUGGUUCAGUUUAUUGGAUGCAUCCCUUCGAAACUUAACCUCAACACUGACACAAAGUGAAAGUAAUUUGGCUUCGAAUAGGUCACACACUAAUGAUGCAGAUACUGAGGAAAACAGUCCUGUAGUGGAUACUUUUCGUAAUCCUACACCUCCUCCACCUCCGACAAAAAAGAGGAAAAUCGCCCAGCUCUCGAGCAUGGUUGGCCAAUUAAAAGAAAUAAUUCAUAGUAAUAAUUCUACAGUCGAAGAAAAUGAGUUUGAGGUCUUCGGUAAACACGUCGGUCUUCAACUGAAAUCUUUACCCUUACUAUUGGCAUUAGAAGCACAGGAACAAAUUCAACUUUAUAUAAAUAGAAUUCGUCGCCAGCAUAUUCAAAAUGAAUCUGUACAAAACAGAACGCCACAGUCAUCUUUUGCUACUGGAUCACCACAUAGCGAUUCUUCAAUAUAUUUUAAUGACACCAGUACAUAUAAUUUGGAAGAGCAAGCAACUGAAUGAAAAAGAACGCUAACGUUGACAAUCAAAAGUGAUGGAGCAAACAAAAUACUUAUAUUAAAAUGCCUAAAAAUAUUAAAAAUUAUUCUCUUAAUAAAUAAAUAUUUUAUAAUAAA
This is a messenger RNA of Bombyx mori (domestic silkworm), 1131 nucleotides long. RefSeq lists its product as uncharacterized. The record is from RefSeq and is a predicted model, not a curated record. The transcript is spliced from 3 exons. Lineage: Eukaryota; Metazoa; Arthropoda; Insecta; Lepidoptera; Bombycidae. Bases 236 to 1018 code for a protein of 260 amino acids.